CAAGAGCCAUUUUGGCUCGAGCAACGAGGAGGACUUUCGGGAAGCAGCGCGCGCCCCGGCGGUCAGCUCACAGAUGGCCUCCGCGGUAGCCGCAUAUUCCCUCCACUGCGGCAGCCUGGGCGGCCACGAGGUUGCCCACGCUGGCGCCGCGGCUGCUGACGUGGAGGCUCUGCAUCAGCAGCAGCAGCAGCAGCAGCAGCAGCCUCCGCCGACCCGGCCGCGCUGCACGAGCUCUACCAGAAGUUCUUGCGGCACGGCGCGAUCGCAGGGGAGGCCCUCUCCGCCCCUGGAGACAGAGUGGUGCCCGAGCGGGGCGCCGGUGCUGCAGCUCCGACGGGAGGCGCCCCUCUCGUCCCUGGGCCGCCCUCGCGCUUCGAGCAGGACUUUGAGCGGCUGGAGCUCCUCGGCCGGGGCGCCUUCGGCGAGGUCUGGCGCUGCCGGCACCGGCUCGACGGGCACGAGUACGCCGUCAAGAUGGUCCAAUUCCGCUCCAGGGCGUCCGACGGCGACAGGCUCCGGCAGCGCGUGGCGCGCGAGGUGGAGGUCCAGGCCAGCCUGGCGCACCCAGGAAUAGUUCGGUACCACACGUCGUGGGUCGAAGGCCACUGGGCCUGCAGCGAGGGGCCGAGGGCGCACGGCUCCCGGCCGAGGCACGUGGUAGAGGCCGUGGGCGGCGCCAGCUCCGCGUCUCCCAGCUUCCGGGAGGAGUCCGAGGAGAGCGGGGUGGUCUUCGGCGAGGCCAGCAGUGCCGGCACCGUCGAGCUCGAGCCGCUCCCGCCCGUCGAGAUCGUGCCCGCUUGCGGUGAGCCGGAGUUCUGUGCCACUCUGUACAUACAGUCGGAGCUGUGCAGCAAGGACACUCUGCACUCCUGGAUCGCCCAGAGGAACGCGGCCUUCGCCUCCGGGCAGCUCACGGAGGAGCAGCGGGAGCAGUGGCAGCGCCAGGCGUGCCGGAUCUUCGCGCAGGUCGCCGACGCCGUGGCCCACCUGCACGCGCAGGCCUGCGUGCACCGCGACCUCAAGCCCGCCAACAUCCUCUUCGGCCGCGACGGCGGGGCCCGCGUCGCGGACUUCGGGCUGGCGCGGGGCAGCUCCCGCGAGCUCGGCGGCCGGGCCGCGCUGUCCGCGGGCCGCGCGGCCGGCCGGGCGGGCGCUCUGCCCAGGACGAGGGCCGUCGGCACGCCAGCCUACGCCAGCCCGGAGCAGCUCGCAGGAAUGGCCGCCAGGCCCGCCGGCGACGUGUACUCGCUGGGCGUGGUGCUCGCGGAGCUGCUGUGCCCCGUGCAGACGCAGAUGGAGCGCGCGAAGCUGAUCGAGGGGCUCAGGAGCUCGCAGAGGAGCAGCGGCCAGCUGCCCCCCUCAGUGCACCUGGCGUCCCCGGUCGUCGAGCGCAUGGUGAUGGACAUGACGCACCCCAAGCCCGCGGCGCGCCCCUCCGCCUGGGAGGUCGCCCUCUGGGCCCCGCGGCUCUGCCGCGAGGUGCGGCGCCAGCGCCCCGCGCCCGGCGCCUGGCGCCUCGGCGUGCCCGCCGCCGGGGCGCUGCCCCCCGCGCCGGAGCCGCCGGUUGCCAGCGUGGCCCUCGAGCCACUGCUCGAAGGGACUCCGCCUGCACAGCUCGAGGCGCCGGAGGAGCUGCCCGCUGACGAGCACGCGGAGGGGCCUCCCGCCACCCUGCAACAGCAGAUCGCCAGCGGCCGCUCCGCGGGGCUGGCGGCGGGGGCACAGCUGCAGCAGGAUGUGCAGGGCCAGGGGGGCCAGAUCGAGAUGCUGGGCGGCCAGCCCAAGCCGAGCCUCAGGACCAGCGCAGGCCAGCAUGCGCCGGCAGCUCGCGUGCUGCGUGCUGCGCCUGGUCGGGCAGAUGUCCAGCAGGGCCUCCUGCGCGGGGCCUGCUGCCGCGGCCGCGGGCGCCCCGCCGCUGCGGCGGCGGAGGACGACGGCUGCGGCGGGGACCAGGCGGGCGAGGAGGGCGAGGCGGGGCAGGGCCAGACAAUCCAGGUGGGCGACUUCCUCCAGGUCAGCAGGGGCCACGGCGGUGAGAACGAUGUGUUCGCUCUGCUGCUUCUGGGGGCACUGCUCUGCUCGACGCUGGUCCUCUUCUCCGCGGUCAUGUCGCUCGGUGCCGCCAGGCGCGGGGGGCACCUGGCCGCAGACCUCCCGCUCCGGGCUGGCCCGCUCGCCUGGUACGCCGCGCAGGUGUUCCCGUUCGUGCUGCGCAUGAUGUCUGGCCCACGGCAUGGAGCUGACGACGCCCCUGCAGGUGCCCGCACUCGUGCGGAAUCGGAAAGCGUGAGGACCACUAGAGAGCUGUAAAUGCCCGCGCUCGUACUGAAUAGGGAAGCAAGAGGGCCGAUCGAAUGUUCAUGAUGCGCAGUAGACGCAUGCAUAACAACCCUGAUUGCGACUGGCGGUGAUGCUCAGCGCAGUGACUCCCGCAAUCGCAGCUCCAAUUCGGGACGCGCGCUCAGUAGGGGAGGAAGACCGGGAGAGCCGGGGAUGCCUGCCCGGUCCUUGGAGAAGGCGGGUGAAUCGCAGCGCGCGGCGCUCGUGCAGCUCUUUGCCCCCAGCGGCGGCGCGCCUGCCCUGCGGCCGUGCGUUCGAUUGAAAAACCUAACGAGGCAGAAAUGUCGUCCUUUUUCUGUUUGGCUACGCCUGAGUGGUCCUCCUUUCUUGGCAUUGUCCUCCCUUGCUUGCUGAGCGAUGCUGUCUACCGGCUCAUCCGAGAGUGCAGUUGCAGUAGGUUUGCACGAUCUAGAGCUACAACUUUUUGCCAGAGCAGCAUCUCGGUAUUGCAAUGGAGCCCGAGACAGCAGAGGCGUAGGGUCAACAUGCAAAAGCGUGGUAACGUGUGCAGAAAUGAGAAAAAGAUAACCAGUUGGCGCUGGACUUCGCGAGUACCUGUGCUCGUCGACGCGCCGUUCGGUCUGGCAUCGAGGACCGUUUAGAUGCAUUCGUGAUGUAGAGAGUUGCGCUGCUACAGUGGUUCAAGCAGUGCCUGAACGACGCCAGCGUGAGCAUGAUAUCCGCUGUCUGUUGCUUGCAGUGAAUUCGUGCGCUGGGUAUCAGUGGCCGCGAUCGCGGCGACUGAGGCCGACCAUGAGGCCAACAAAGUAUGAGGGAG
Prorocentrum cordatum is the source of this 3118-nucleotide messenger RNA. The record is from the annotation of a GenBank genome assembly. Lineage: Eukaryota; Dinophyceae; Prorocentrales; Prorocentraceae.